AACGUUUUCAGAUCAAGAAACGUCGGAAUCUUCUGCUGUCUUUUGCUGCUCGCUCUCAGUGGCAUUUUGUUAUAUUCAAGCUAUUUAUCAGGCGUCAUCCUCAGAGAGAAUCUGGAGUUGGCCACCGUAGCGCCACCAGGACAUUGUGUUAAUUUGGACGACACACUGGACUUUGGGGCGAGAGCAGCAGUUAAGACGAGCACAUCUUGGAACGCGCCGAUCAUCUGGGAGGGAAUGUUUGACCCCCAAUUUUUCGACCAAAAGCACAUCCAAGAAAAUUCAACCGUGGCCCUUACUGUGUUUGCUGUGGGAAGGUACCUGGAUGCGUAUCUCACGACUUUCCUCACUUCAGCAGAACAACAUUUCAUGUUGGGAUUACCGGUGACAUAUUACGUGUUUACGGAUUUACCAGACAGGGUGCCGAACAUCUCGCUUGCUCCUCAGCGACACCUCAAAGUUGUUCCGGUGGUGAAGCACAGCCGGUGGCAGGACGUCUCUAUGAUGCGAAUGAAGACGAUAUCGGACACGAUCGAGUCGGAGCUCCGUCACCACUUCAGAUACGUCUUCUGCUUUGACGUGGAUCAGGAGUUUAAGGGCAGGUUCGGCUCCGAGGCUCUGGGGGAUUCCGUGGCUUUGCUUCACGCCCACUUUUACAAAAGUCAAGAGCGUAAGUUCACUUAUGACAGAAACCCCAAAUCCAAAGCCUUCAUCGCGACCGGGGAUUUCUACUACCACGCUGCCAUCUUUGGAGGCACGUGGGCAAAUGUGAAGCAUUUGGCAGAUGCCUGCUACCUGAACAUCAUGUUGGAUAAACAGAGCAAUGUGGAGGCCCUGUGGCACGAUGAGAGUCAUCUAAAUAAAUACUUCUUGAUUCAUAAACCGAGCAGGCUGCUUUCCCCGGAGUACUGCUGGGACCUGAGCAUCGGUCACGAGCCGGACAUACGCAUCAUCCGCCUCAAAUGGGCGCCAAAACACUACGAGAAACUUCGUACCUAGUAGAAUGACAAUCAGAAGGGGGAAAGCUCUGCGAGAGAAGUGCACAAUCGUUUACUACAAGCUUUGGAUUGGCACUUAGCUCGACAAAGUCAGUCAGUGGAAUAACACUUCUUUCUAACUUUUUACCACAGGUAAAUCUAUGAAGUCUUUGCCUGCCUUUGACCUUUUGUAUAAGCAUGUUCUAGAAGAGUUUUUGUCACUGUACAUAACUACACUCCAAUAUUAUGCAUGUAUUCAUAUUUUUCUUGAAAUAUUUUUUGCAACCAGGUUAGAGAUAAAUCCAAGUGCAGCCAAAAGCCUGGGUGUAAAGUCAAUGAAGUGACACACAAAUAUACCUCUGUUUGAGUUUUACAAAACUGAUGUGUUGAACCAAAAAAAUACUGUAAGUAUUUUUUUUUAUUUGUAUAUUUUGCCAACUGUAUUUAUCAAGAGAACUGCUGAGUACAUCCAAGAUAAACUUAAAAUCUCCAAUUUAUUU
Stegastes partitus (bicolor damselfish) is the source of this 1474-nucleotide messenger RNA. RefSeq names its product N-acetyllactosaminide alpha-1,3-galactosyltransferase-like. The coding region runs from base 235 to 996 and encodes 253 amino acids. NCBI's taxonomy places the organism in Eukaryota, Metazoa, Chordata, Actinopteri, Pomacentridae. The record is from RefSeq and is a predicted model, not a curated record. Gene Ontology annotation, molecular function: hexosyltransferase activity. Gene Ontology annotation, biological process: carbohydrate metabolic process. Gene Ontology annotation, cellular component: Golgi apparatus; membrane; vesicle. The transcript has 4 exons.